Molecule: messenger RNA, 2279 nt
Organism: Pangasianodon hypophthalmus (striped catfish)
Lineage: Eukaryota; Metazoa; Chordata; Actinopteri; Siluriformes; Pangasiidae
Product: ATP-binding cassette sub-family E member 1
Exons: 18
Coding region: 170-1969 (599 amino acids)
Biological process (GO): translational initiation; translational termination; ribosomal subunit export from nucleus
Molecular function (GO): ATP binding; ribosomal small subunit binding; ATP hydrolysis activity
Source: RefSeq, a predicted model, not a curated record
UUUAUGGACGAAAUACGGGUGGGAAAAAAAUGACUGGUUUUAAUUUACCAAAAUUGCAACGUAGCUGUCUGUAUGUAUUAAGCAAGACGUGGUGGAGCGCUAGUGUGUACAUUGUGCUAAGCUCUGGGAAGGGCUCAGUUUGGCCCUUUCCUAACAAGACCCUGAAAGAAUGUCUGAAAAACCGAUCCGAAUUGCCAUAGUGAACCAUGAUAAAUGCAAGCCAAAGAAAUGCAAGCAGGAGUGCAAGAAGAGCUGCCCGGUGGUCCGAAUGGGCAAACUGUGUAUAGAGGUCACCACACAAAGCAAAAUCGUAUGGAUAUCUGAAUCGCUCUGUAUAGGAUGCGCUAUCUGCAUCAAGAAAUGUCCAUUUGGUGCUUUGGCUAUCGUCAACCUGCCGAGUAACCUGGAGAAAGAGACCACACACCGAUACUGUGCCAACUCUUUUAAACUACACAGGUUACCAAUCCCCAGACCAGGAGAGGUUUUAGGGCUGGUCGGUACUAACGGCAUUGGAAAAUCAACAGCACUGAAGAUCCUCGCUGGAAAACAGAAGCCCAACCUGGGGAAAUUUGAUACUCCCCCUGACUGGCAGGAAAUCCUGGCUUACUUCCGAGGAUCUGAACUGCAGAACUACUUCACAAAGAUCCUGGAAGACGAUCUGAAAGCCAUUGUGAAGCCUCAGUACGUCGACCAGAUCCCCAAAACUGUCAAGGGAAGCAUAGGCUCUAUUCUGAGCAGGAAGGAUGACACUAAGACAGAGACUGUAGUCUGUGAGCAACUCGAUCUGACUCAUCUCAGGGACAGGAAUGUUGAGGAUCUGUCAGGAGGAGAGCUGCAGCGUUUCGCCUGUGCAGUGGUGUGCAUCCAGAGAGCAGACAUUUUCAUGUUUGAUGAGCCCUCCAGUUACUUGGAUGUGAAGCAGCGUUUGAAAGCUGCCAUCACCAUUCGCUCUCUUAUCACACCAGACAGAUACGUAAUUGUUGUAGAGCAUGAUCUGAGUGUUCUGGACUACCUGUCGGACUUCAUCUGCUGUCUGUAUGGAGUACCCAGUGCCUACGGUGUCGUUACCAUGCCCUUCAGUGUACGAGAAGGCAUCAACAUUUUCCUGGACGGAUACGUGCCGACUGAGAACCUCCGGUUCCGUGACACUUCACUGGUUUUCAAAGUAGCUGAGACGGCCACUGAAGAGGAGGUGAAGAAGAUGUGUCGAUACCAGUACCCCAAUAUGAAGAAGGCCAUGGGUGACUUCGAGCUGAGGAUCAUUGAGGGCGAGUUCACUGACUCUGAGAUCAUGGUCAUGCUUGGAGAAAACGGAACUGGCAAAACUACAUUCAUUAGGCUGCUCGCUGGCCGAUUAAAACCAGAUGAUGGAGGAGAAGUCCCGAUCCUCAACGUCAGCUACAAACCUCAAAAGAUCAGCCCCAAAUUCAAAGGUAGCGUGCGUGCCCUGCUGCACGAGAAGAUCAGGGAUGCGUACACACACCCGCAGUUCGUCACAGACGUCAUGAAGCCUAUGCAGAUUGACAGCAUCAUCGAUCAGGAUGUUCAGAACCUGUCCGGAGGAGAGCUGCAGAGAGUAGCGCUCGCUCUGUGUCUGGGUAAACCUGCAGACGUCUACCUGAUAGACGAGCCCUCGGCAUACCUGGACUCAGAACAGCGGCUGAUGGCUGCCAGAGUUAUCAAACGAUUCAUCCUGCAUGCAAAGAAGACAGCUUUUGUAGUCGAGCAUGACUUCAUCAUGGCCACGUACCUGGCUGACCGUGUUAUUGUGUUCGAUGGAGUUCCGUCACAGAGAACGACUGCCAACACGCCACAGAUGCUGCUUGCUGGCAUGAACAAGUUCCUUUCACUGCUGGAGAUUACGUUCAGGAGAGACCCCAACAACUUCAGACCAAGAAUCAACAAGCUCAAUUCCAUUAAGGAUGUUGAACAGAAGAGAAGUGGCAACUAUUUCUUCCUCGAUGAUUAGCUCUACACGUCAUAAACUUCGAUAAGAGAAUGAAGGAGGAGGUGAUACUCUGCUGCUUCUGAGGUCUUCUGUAAUGCUGCUUUAAGUGAGCUGCUGUUAGGUGGAUUUGAUUUUCCAUCCACAAGGAGUUAGUAUCUAGCUAGUAUUUAAGAGGCAACACUAUAAAUAUAAUCAUUUCCUCAGUGUGGGUCUUCUUAAUCCAAUUUCAGUGUUUGGCCACUAGAAGGCAGCAGACUACCAGUACUGCUGUCAGUAUGGCUCUAAAUUCUCCUGUCUUUUAAUAUGUGGAUUAAAAGUGAUAUGGAUGAGA